Molecule: messenger RNA, 1838 nt
Organism: Dromiciops gliroides (monito del monte)
Lineage: Eukaryota; Metazoa; Chordata; Mammalia; Microbiotheria; Microbiotheriidae
Gene: EIF4A1
Product: eukaryotic translation initiation factor 4A1
Exons: 11
Coding region: 5-1300 (431 amino acids)
Biological process (GO): cytoplasmic translational initiation
Cellular component (GO): cytoplasmic stress granule
Molecular function (GO): translation initiation factor activity; ATP binding; RNA helicase activity
Source: RefSeq, a predicted model, not a curated record
GCCAAUGCGAUGGCAGGGGCGGGGUUGGGUGCUCUAUAAGUUGUUGAGAGGCGGAUCCUCCGCCCUAGUUCCCAGGAUCAUGUCUGCGAGUCAGGAUUCCCGAUCCAGAGACAAUGGCCCUGAUGGAAUGGACCCUGAUGGUGUCAUCGAGAGUAACUGGAAUGAGAUUGUGGAUAGCUUUGAUGACAUGAACCUCUCAGAAUCUCUUCUUCGUGGUAUAUAUGCCUAUGGUUUUGAGAAGCCAUCUGCUAUUCAGCAACGUGCAAUUCUUCCUUGUAUCAAGGGUUAUGAUGUGAUUGCUCAAGCCCAGUCUGGGACCGGGAAGACUGCUACCUUUGCCAUUUCCAUUUUGCAACAGAUUGAACUGGACUUAAAGGCCACACAGGCCUUGGUUUUGGCACCCACUAGAGAGCUAGCUCAACAGAUCCAAAAGGUAGUGAUGGCACUUGGAGACUACAUGGGUGCUUCAUGCCAUGCCUGCAUUGGAGGAACAAAUGUUCGAGCUGAAGUUCAGAAGUUGCAGAUGGAAGCUCCCCACAUCAUUGUGGGCACCCCAGGCCGUGUCUUUGACAUGCUUAACCGGCGAUACUUAUCUCCUAAAUACAUCAAAAUGUUUGUUCUGGAUGAAGCAGAUGAAAUGUUGAGUCGUGGUUUUAAGGACCAGAUCUAUGAUAUAUUCCAGAAACUCAGUGGCAAUACUCAGGUGGUGCUCCUGUCAGCCACCAUGCCCUCAGAUGUGCUGGAAGUGACCAAGAAGUUUAUGAGGGAUCCUAUCAGGAUUCUAGUCAAGAAGGAGGAGUUGACAUUGGAAGGCAUUCGUCAGUUUUACAUAAAUGUGGAACGAGAGGAGUGGAAGCUAGAUACCUUGUGUGAUCUGUAUGAAACGCUGACUAUUACCCAAGCUGUUAUCUUCAUCAAUACCCGCCGAAAGGUGGAUUGGCUUACUGAGAAAAUGCAUGCCCGUGACUUUACUGUGUCUGCAAUGCAUGGAGACAUGGACCAAAAAGAACGUGAUGUAAUCAUGAGGGAGUUUCGAUCAGGUUCCAGUCGGGUGCUUAUUACCACUGACCUAUUGGCUAGAGGCAUUGAUGUUCAGCAAGUAUCUUUGGUUAUUAAUUAUGACCUUCCCACCAACCGGGAGAAUUAUAUUCAUAGAAUCGGCCGUGGUGGGCGUUUUGGUCGUAAAGGCGUGGCCAUCAACAUGGUGACAGAGGAAGACAAGAGGAUUCUUCGAGACAUUGAGACCUUCUAUAACACCUCCAUUGAGGAGAUGCCUCUCAAUGUGGCUGACCUCAUCUGAGGGCCUUCCCCACCUAAUUUCACCCAGGGCCCUGCUCUCUGGGAUGGGGGAGGGGGAGCUGGAUGGGAGGGGGGAACAAGGGAUGGACACCUUUGUCAUUUUUUCCUUUUUUUUUUUUUGACUUUGAAUAAAUGUCAAUUUUUGAGGCAAAAGGAACUGUGAACCUUUAGACACCCUUUUCUUUGGGGCAAGUUUAUGCCCUUGGCGCCGUCACGUCCCCCAACUUCUUCCCAUAUUCCAAAACACUAAUUCAACUCUUCAAGCCAGUCUGUCCUCAUUCCCAGCAGCCAAAUACCUCUUCCCCCAUCACCAAAAGGUAGUUGAGAGGCCAUAACUGGCCACUCUCCCCCUCCCUGUUCCUGGACAAAAUUUGGGGGAUCCACCCCCACCAGGAGCCUGAGAUCACUCAUUGGGUUGGCUCUCCCCCCAGGUAAAGGGAGCAGGGGAGAGAAAGUCAUUUUUACGUUGUUUUGUAUAGUAUUUAUUGAUUCAGGAAAGAAACCACAAAAAUUCUGAAUAAAAUUACUUGGAAACUGCC